AUGUUAACAACGAAUACUCACUUUUCGACUACGAUCCGUCAUCAACACCACCUUACCGGCCACAAAUGGAUGGUGUUCCUAGCUCUUAUUCACAAUUUCAAAUGCCCCAACAAUUCCAUUUCCAAUCUCAAUCUCAAACCCAAUUUCCAUCCCAACCUCCCUUCACACCUUCAACCGAACACGAAGAAUAGCAACAACAACCUCAACAACAAAAGAAAGGGAAGGCUGAUCCGAGAAGAUGGACACAAAAAGAAGAAGUUGAAGCGCUUUUGUAGGGGAAUGAGUCGAAGUCCAGAUUAUCGGACCUCCGACCAAUGUAACUCCAAAUGGAAUCUUAUGAACAAAGUCUUCACACAAUGGAAUGGAAUUUACACAAACUUUGAGAAGCAAUGGGCUAGCGGAGAAAGUGAAGUGAGUUUGUUGAAAAAAACACACACUACAUUCCAAGAUGAUAUGCAAAAGUCUUUUAAGUUUAUUCAUGUUCGGGAAGUUGUCAAUAGAAACAUUAGGUGGAGGGAACUUGCAACACAUGAAGACAUUGCAAAUCUGCCGAAAAGAAGUCGGACAUCUUCAUAUUCGAGCUCGCAACAAGUCUCAUCGGAUGGUCGCGUAGGUGUUAAUCUUAAUGAUGAUAAUGACGACAUUGAAGAAAUAUGCCCGCCUCCUCGUCCAAUGGGAAGGGACAAAACAAAAGCUCGAGCAAAAGGAAAAGGGAAAGCGACUUCUUCAAAUUCUUCAGUCGGAACCGAGCAGCCAGCUAGAUUGGAAGAAAUGAUGACACAAAUGACACAAUUAAAUUCAACUUUGGAGAGGCAUAUGGAUGAAACCGUCCGAAUCACCGAGUAUACGUUGUUAAUGCAAGACGUGAGGCACCUCGACCCAUGA
This is a messenger RNA of Lactuca virosa, 885 nucleotides long. Lineage: Eukaryota; Viridiplantae; Streptophyta; Magnoliopsida; Asterales; Asteraceae. The record is from the annotation of a GenBank genome assembly.